Messenger RNA from Tarenaya hassleriana, 2249 nucleotides. Its product is annotated as protein SAND. NCBI's taxonomy places the organism in Eukaryota, Viridiplantae, Streptophyta, Magnoliopsida, Brassicales, Cleomaceae. The coding region runs from base 98 to 1936 and encodes 612 amino acids. The transcript is spliced from 14 exons. The record is from RefSeq and is a predicted model, not a curated record. Gene Ontology annotation, biological process: protein targeting to vacuole; vesicle-mediated transport.
UUAUGCAGAGAAAACGUGCCUAAUCAGAAACAGGACCACUGGUAGUUGAGGAAGACGGGGAAGAAGCAAUCCCUAGAUUUCGUCCGAUUCUCGCGCCAUGGCAUCGGAAUCGAGCUCUUCUCCUUCUUCCUCUGUCACCGAAUUAGCCGAUCCGAACACUAGUCCCGAUCGCAGAGCGAAUUUGGAGAGUGUCGGCGAUCAAUUGGCCUCGAUGGGAUUGGCGGAGCCAAGCGAAAUCUCCGAUGGCAGUCACACCGAAGACGGAGGUCGCUCCCCGGAGGAAGAGGAUGACGACACGGAGAUCGCGUCGGCCAACGGAGACGGAGAGAGAAUCGGUGUGGCAGAGGAAUUGGAGGGAGCGGUGUGGUUGACGGCGGAGCGUACGGUGGAAAUGGAGGUUGUGGAGGAGCCGGAGAGCCCCACCAGCAGCGGCUACGUUGGGGAGAGAGGGAGCAGCGAUGAGGGUACCACCUCCACUUCUAGAGCCGUUGACGACGAUGCGAACGACGAUGAGAUUCAAGAAGGCAAGGUGGACGGCGAGGGGAGAGCUCCGUGGCUGCCCGGGAAACGUCAUGUCGACGAGGAUGAUGCUUCUGUAUCAUGGAGAAAGAGGAAGAAGCAUUUCUUCAUAUUGAGCCACUCUGGCAAACCUAUAUAUUCCAGAUAUGGAGACGAACAUAAGCUUGCUGGAUUCUCAGCUACUCUCCAAGCUAUUAUCUCCUUUGUGGAGAAUGGCGGUGACCGUGUCAAUUUAGUAAAAGCUGGAAAGCACCAGGUGGUAUUUCUUGUAAAGGGACCAAUCUACCUAGUCUGCAUCAGCUGUACAGAUGAAACAUAUGAAUCUUUGAGGGGACAAUUAGAUCUUUUAUAUGGUCAGAUGAUACUUAUUUUAACAAAGUCGAUAAAUAGGUGUUUCGAGAAGAACCCAAAGUUUGACAUGACACUUUUGCUUGGAGGAACAGAUGUUGUCUUCUCUUCUCUUAUUCAUUCAUUUAACUGGAACCCUGCAGCCUUCCUUCAUGCAUACACUUGUCUUCCCCUUUCAUAUGCGACAAGGCAGGUUUCAGGGGCCAUAUUGCAAGAUGUUUGUGGCUCCAAUGUUUUGUUUGCUCUUCUAAUGUGCGGACACAAGGUUAUCAGUCUUGUUGGCGCGCAAAAAGCUUCUAUCCAUCCUGAUGACCUACUGUUACUUUCAAAUUUCAUCAUGUCAUCUGAAUCCUUCAGGACGUCUGAAUCUUUCUCACCAAUCUGUCUGCCAAGAUAUAAUCCUCUGGCAUUUUUGCAUGCCUACGUCCACUUCUUUGAUGAUGAUACCUACGUCACGCUGCUUACAACACGUUCUGAUGCCUUUUAUCAUCUCAAAGAUUGCAGGAUUCUGAUUGAAGAUGUUCUUCUCAAGUCAAAUGUUCUUAGUGAGGUUCAAAGGUCAAUCAUGGAAGGUGGAAUGCGUGUAGAAGAUUUGCCCGUAGAACGGCGGCUUCGGCAUAGACCAUCAUCUACCUCUCAGCAAGGACAAGGUAUAAACCCACACGAUGCUCAUGCUCCCGAGAGAUUCAGGGAAGCUACUGUUGGGACUGGGGGUCCGGCUGGACUUUGGCAUUUCAUUUACCGCAGUUUCUACUUAGAUCAAUAUGUAUCUUCAGAAUUCUCACCACCAAUAACCAGUCACAGACAGCAAAAGAGUUUAUAUCGAGCGUACCAGAAACUUUAUGCUUCUAUGCAUGAGAAAGGACUGGGACCCCACAAGACUCAUUAUAGAAGAGAUGAAAACUACGCUCUUCUAUGUUGGGUCACACCGGACUUUGAGCUUUAUGCUGCAUUUGAUCCACUUGUGGACAAGGCGUUGGCGAUAAAGAUAUGCAACAGGGUGUGCCAGUGGGUAAAGGAUGUGGAGAAAGAGAUUUUCUUGCAGGGAGCAAGCCCCUUCUCCUGGUGAAUAAGUACUCCUCUCACAUCCAAUUUUUUGGAUAUAUAUAUAUAUAUAUUCAAAAUUUUCGAUUUUGGGGUUUGGGUUUUUUGGUGGGGGAAGAAGUAGAAGGGGUCAAGAAAAGAGUGUAAUGUUUUGAGGCCUCGAUUGGAUUUUGAAGCCUAUCCUCCUCAUGUGCUGAGAAGGCAAUAGCUGAGCCCCCACUCUUUUUUAUUAUUAAGAGUUUUAGAUGUGCACUCUUUAUUAAAAAAAAAUGUUCAAACUAAAGUAAGAACUCCCCCAACCUACGGGAACUGAAUAUUAUAAGAUUCCUUUAGAGCUU